AUGUCUCCCACCUACACCACCCUCUUUGUCUGUGAAGACUGUGAAGUUGCACCGCCAGAGGCCACCUCGACGGCCAAAUUCCAGCUCCUAGUCUGCCCCUCCCGCCCGCUCGAACUGGGCACGGCCGUCCAUCUCUUCCUCAUUUUUGACCCGCCAGAGCUGGUUCCCUUCUUCCCGGUCGCCACCCGCGCCCCCUUUACGGCUCUCCGCCUCGACAUAUGGGGAGCGGUCGUCGGAGUCAAGUCGCAGGACAGGCGGAGGAUUGAGUUCGAGGUAGAGAACUGGAACGAGGAGGCGCCAAUCCAACGCGCGAGCAUAGUGGUGCCCUGGCUGCCCGGCCUGACGGCGGGCCGCGACCUCCGGGGCUCCCCCGAGUCCGAGGUGCCCGAGCUGCCCGAGCUGCCCGAACGGGAUGAGAACGCCCAGCCUUUCCCGGCCGAAUCGCACCAGGAAGGCGCACGCACGACAGCCCAAUGGCGGGACGAGGAUGACGAAACCCACGAGGGGCGCGGCUGGAACGGAGAUUACGCACAAGAGUACUCCGACGCGGGAUAUCCCGGCGAGCAGGCUGGCAAACGGGUCUGUCUAGAUGUUGAGUUGUUCAAACCGAGUACGGGCGUUGACGACUCUAGGCUGUGGACGACAAGUAUGCGAGCAGCCGUAUACGUGACGAAGGCCGCGAGAACCUGGCGCGUCGCUGGCAACCAAUCGCAUUGCAGUCAACAGACAGACGAACACAUAAUCGAAACGACGGCGAGCUGCGCUGAAGACGUGAAGAGGGCCCACCGCGCGGAGAUGGACGGUGGGGAGGGGGCGGCGGCGACCAGGAUAAAUACUGGAGCUCGCGAACAACGAAGAGCGUCGCCUUUCGUGCACAACCCCAGCUCCACAGCCCUACUCGCCUCGCAGACUACUGUUCAGAUGCCCCAUCGUCGCGCAGCCCCUCCCCCUCGCUCCGUGUCACCGAUCGACCUGAACAUGUCGUCGCCGACGAUGCAGUCGGGCACCCAGUCUGGCGGUGUGCCGCAAGGCGGACCCCUUCACUCGACCCCGCCAUCCAGAACGUACGCACAGGUUGCGUCGUCGCCCCCGACGAGCCCGCGGAUGGCCGCUAUGCAGGUGCACGCCCCGGGACCGCCCGGCCUUACCGGAGUCAAUGGCUCUGUAUUGACGGGCCCAGGGGUAGCACCGGGCAACAUCUCCGGCGCGCGCGAGCUCCCCGCGAGUCAGCACGACCGCGGAUCUCCGAGCCAGGCGUCGGCUACUACUACCGCCGCGGCGGGCGCUGGGUCGAGCGAAGGCGGGGGCAGCAAGUCAAAGGACAAGGGCAAGGGCCGAGGGCCGCCUGGCCCUCCGAGCCCGCGCGCCCCGCCGGCGACUCUGUCUGUCCCCUCGUCUCCGUCUCCGUCGUCUCCCUCCCUCCCGUCCUACCCGGAUGAUCUAGAAGUCUAUGGCACCCGCUACGUGUGCGCGGAGGACCUGCAGUGCGGAAUCGCAGAAGGCAUCAUGGCUGGUGCGAAGUACGACGACUACAUCACCGACGGGAUCGGGCGCGACGGUCGCCCGCUGCCGGGGCAGGUGCCUGACUAUGAGCAGCGGAAGCGGAAGCGCGCGCGUUUCCACACUCCGUCCCCGGAGUGUGAAGAAGCAGUUGUCUUCUACGGUCGAGCGCUGCCAGGUGAGGCCCCCCGUCCGUCUACGCCGCACCCAGCAACUAUCACGACGGCGAGACACCUCCUCAACGAGCAACAGAAGGAGGGGCUGGAUCUCCUGCCGCCCUCGCCGAGCCGGACGUCGCUGGUGCCACCUCCCUCGACCCAACCGCGCCAGCCUUCGCGACUAGUGCAUGGUGCGCUGCGGCCGGCUCGGAGCCGCAAAUCUCUGCCGUCCUCCCAACCGCCCUCCCAACCAUCUUCCCAGAACGCCCCGACGUCCACGGUCCCGAUGGACGUCGACUCCGCCCCCCCAGCCCUGCCGCGCGUUACGAGCAUCUCCUCGGCCGCUGGCUCUCGCUCGCAACAAGGAGCCGGCUUGCAGCUCUGCCCAACUAUCCUCGCAAGAACGACAGCCGGGCUGCCCGCGCGGGCGGCGUCUGCGACUGCUCGAGCGCGCUCGGGCGGCGCGCCACCGCAUGCAAGCUCGUCGACGGCGACCUGGGCGGGGGGCAACAGGAGUUGGAGCGUCCAGUCGACGGGUAGACGUGUGGAUACGCCGCGCCCUCCGCCGUUGCCUGAACCGUUCUGCCCGGACAACAUGAGCCACCGGCCGCCAAAUUACAGGACGCCGAUCCCGUACCCGACUUUUGAGGACGACUCUUUUCACCUCCCUCCUCGGUCCAUGCGUGAAGAAGCGCCGUCGGGCUCAAACCUGUUGCCCUCGCAGCUCGGACCGCAGAAUGGGCGCACGCCGGGCGCCACCCCUCUGGUGCCGGCGAACAGGCGCACGCACACGUACAUCGCGCAAAUGGCGACCUUGCAAGCGUACGAGCCGCAAGGCUUCGUUUUCACGCCCCCGCCGAACGGCGGCUUCGGAACGCACGACUUCCCCGAUCCUGAACACCUCAUCCAUGGCAUGGCGAGCGCGCGCGUUGCGGAGAUAUGGAGGGCGAACGGACGAACGACUCUCUUCGUGGAGAUCUACGGGAUCCGGCACCCCAGCCCGCAACAGAUCAGGACGCUGACCGGCGUCGUCACGGCGGCGUUCUCCGCGAUGACCCACGCCACGGGCUUCCGCGUGAUUGCGCCUGAAGCUGCGCACCCGGCCCACCGGCGUAACAGUGCGUCGACUUUCACCUUCACCAACGUCCCCGAAGACAUCGUCGACAUGGUCGUGAACCAGCGAGUCUGGUCGUCGACUCUGCUCACGCUCCAGGCCUAUCGGAGGGUGAUUACUCUCCCCGACUUCCUCUGCCGUCUCGUUGAUCUCACCCAGGACCCCGAGCUCGACGUCGCCCGCAUGGUGUGGGAGGCCUUCAACGGCCCGUUUAUUCUCCCCACCCUCCUCCGCUUCGUCCGCACCAACCCACAGUACAACGGCAUGGCCCACGAGGAGGCAGCCAAUGUAAUCCUGAGCUCGCUCAGGGUCCACGUGACCCACCUCGACGACAACAGCCUCGUGGCGGCCGUGUACUGUACCUCGCCCGCGGCGACUGUGCGCGAGUGGCGCGAGUGGCGCGACACGGUCCGCCGCGCCUCUUUCCAGUCCGAGACGCAGGUGGCCACGGUCGCGCAGCCGACGCUCUGCGACGGCUGCCAUAGCGCGGCCCAUUCUACUGAUUUGUGCCCCUACCCCAGCGUCCCCGGAUGGAACGCUCCGCCGCCGCGCCCUCGCCCUCAGCCUCGACAUGACGUCGCCGACCUCGGCCCCAGCAGCCUGACGCAGCAGGGCGACAUGGCCGGCCCGUCCACGUACAACCGGGCGACGCGCGGACGCGGGAUGUCGGGCUCCGGGCGUGGGGGUAGGCAGAACAACCAAGGGCGCCGCGGCGGUAACGGCAAUGGGAGAGGCAACGGCAACGGCAACGGGCACAGGAACGGGGACGGAAGUAAGCGCGACCGCGACUCGUACGACGGGGCGGCUGGAGGCCAGUACGACCAUGAUCACGAUGCGUACCUGUAG
Molecule: messenger RNA, 3618 nt
Organism: Trametes versicolor FP-101664 SS1
Lineage: Eukaryota; Fungi; Basidiomycota; Agaricomycetes; Polyporales; Polyporaceae
Exons: 5
Coding region: 1-3618 (1205 amino acids)
Source: RefSeq, a predicted model, not a curated record